AUGGGAGGAUGCUUCUCGAAGCCCAAACCAGUUGAAGUGAAAAUCGAAGUUGUGAUACCUGAGAAGGAAAGAAGCAAAGAGGAGAUGUCGCCCAACGGGAGAGCCAGCCCCCUGAUCUACAAAGUCAACGGGACUGCCCGGCAUUAUCACCUCGAGGAGCAUCCCAUGGCCAGCAAUCCCUACCACAACCCAAAGGACGUGGUGGAAGCGUCCGUGUGCCACGUGAAGGACCUGGAGAAUGGACAGAUGCGGGAAGUGGACCUGGGCUGCGGGAAGGCUCUGCUCAUCAAGGAGAGCGGCGAGUUCCACGCCGUGGGACACAAGUGUCCCCAUUACGGGGCUCCACUCGUCAAAGGGGUGUUGUCCAAAGGAAGAGUGCGCUGUCCCUGGCACGGAGCUUGCUUCAACAUCAGCACAGGUGACAUAGAGGACUUUCCUGGUUUGGACAGCUUACCCAGGUUCCAGGUGAAGAUCGAGAAGGAGAAGGUGUACAUUCGAGCAAGCAAGCAGGCUCUUCAGACACAGAGGAGGACAAAGAUGAUGGCAAAGUGCAUCUCCUUGAACAACUAUAACCUGAGCAGUACCAACGUGUUGAUCAUCGGUGCAGGGGCGGCUGGACUGGUCUGUGCAGAGACCCUGCGCCAGGAGGGCUUCUCAGACAGGAUCGUGAUGUGCACGAUGGACAGACACCUGCCCUAUGACAGACCGAAGCUCAGCAAGUCCAUGGAUUCCCACCCAGAGCAGAUAGCCCUGCGCCCUAAGGAGUUCUUCUGCACCUACGACAUCGAAGUCCUGACCGAAAUGCAGGUUGCAGCUGUGGAUAUCAAGAACAAGACAGCCGUGUUCAAGGACGGAUUUAAGAUGGAGUACAACAAGCUGCUGAUAGCGACCGGAAACACGCCUAAAGCUCUGAGCUGCAAGGGCAAGGAGGUGGAAAACGUUUUCAACAUCCGGACGCCGGAAGAUGCCAACCGUGUCGUGAAGCUGGCCACCAGCAAGAACGUGGUUAUCGUAGGAGCAUCCUUCCUGGGGAUGGAGGUGGCCGCCUACCUGACGGAGAGGGCCCACUCGGUGUCCCUGGUGGAGCUGGAGGAAGUCCCCUUCAAGAAGUUCUUUGGGGAGAAGGUUGGCCGCGCUGUCAUGAAG
Apaloderma vittatum (bar-tailed trogon) is the source of this 1146-nucleotide messenger RNA. It is a transcript of the gene AIFM3, whose product is annotated as apoptosis-inducing factor, mitochondrion-associated, 3. Gene Ontology annotation, molecular function: 2 iron, 2 sulfur cluster binding; oxidoreductase activity, acting on NAD(P)H. Gene Ontology annotation, cellular component: cytoplasm; mitochondrion. The transcript has 11 exons. Lineage: Eukaryota; Metazoa; Chordata; Aves; Trogoniformes; Trogonidae. The record is from RefSeq and is a predicted model, not a curated record. Gene Ontology annotation, biological process: execution phase of apoptosis. The annotation marks the transcript as partial.